AUGCCGGAAUCUAAGGACAAAAUCACUCAAGAGUCCCUAUCCUAUAAGGCCGACUUUAGAGACCUAAACGGUACUGGUUUCCAGAUUGGGCAGAAUUUUGGUGUUAUCAAUCUUAACCCCCCCGCCGCCAUGAACAACAUUGGUUCCUCUGCCGUCAACAACACUAAUCCCCUUGCUGCCAAUAACACUGGUUCUACUGCUGCAGAUAACACCGGUUCCUCUGCUGCCAACACCACUGGUUUCCCUGGUAUUAUCCCCAACAUCCAGAGCAUUUUCCAGCCUGGUAGCAUUCAGAAUACUGGUUCUGGGAACAUUAUUGGCUAUGUUCAAUGGCAAACGUUCAACAACUAUUACCAAGCAGGUUUGUCCAAACCCUGA
This is a messenger RNA of Thermochaetoides thermophila DSM 1495, 378 nucleotides long. RefSeq lists its product as uncharacterized. Bases 1 to 378 code for a protein of 125 amino acids. NCBI's taxonomy places the organism in Eukaryota, Fungi, Ascomycota, Sordariomycetes, Sordariales, Chaetomiaceae. The transcript has a single exon. The record is from RefSeq and is a predicted model, not a curated record.